Molecule: messenger RNA, 4615 nt
Organism: Rhinolophus ferrumequinum (greater horseshoe bat)
Lineage: Eukaryota; Metazoa; Chordata; Mammalia; Chiroptera; Rhinolophidae
Gene: MIEF1
Product: mitochondrial elongation factor 1
Exons: 6
Coding region: 474-1865 (463 amino acids)
Biological process (GO): mitochondrion organization; positive regulation of mitochondrial fission
Cellular component (GO): mitochondrial outer membrane
Source: RefSeq, a predicted model, not a curated record
GCGGGGAGGACCGGAAGUCCGCGCACAAGGUCGUGUCCCGGAAGUGAAGGGGCCAUGUUGGUGGAUGACCCGGGGAGAGGUACCGGGCGAGAGGCGAAUCCCGAAGAGUGGUAGCGCGCGCAGUCCGCGGCUUGACACCCAGUCCCCCAUGGCCCCAUGGAGCCGAGAGGCGGUGCUGAGUCUCUACCGGGCUCUGCUGCGCCAGGGCCGAGCGCUGCGCUACACUGACCGGGACUUCUACCUUGCCUCCAUUCGCCGUGAGUUCCGGAAAAAUCAGAAACUAGAGGAUCCGGAGGCCCGGGAGAGGCAACUGGAAAAGGGCCUGGUCUUCCUCCACAGCAAACUGGGGGGGAUUAUUUAGGACCCUCUUCCAUCCUAAUUCCAAGGGAAAGAGGGCAGAGGUGCCGUCUGUAGACACUGCUGCUCUCUCCUACCCCCACCUCACAGAUGCAGUAAGAAGCCUCAGGUGAGCGAUGGCAGGCGCUGGUGAGCGCAAAGGCAAGAAGGAUGACAAUGGCAUCGGCACCGCCAUUGAUUUUGUGCUCUCCAAUGCCCGGCUGGUGCUGGGGGUGGGUGGAGCAGCCAUGCUGGGCAUCGCUACACUGGCCGUUAAGCGGAUGUACGACAGGGCGAUCAGUGCCCCUACCAGCCCCACCCGCCUGAGCCAUUCCGGGAAAAGGAGCUGGGAGGAACCAAACUGGAUGGGCUCCCCGCGACUGCUGAACAAGGACAUGAAGACCGGCCUGAGCCGCUCCCUGCAGACCCUUCCCACAGACUCCUCGGCCUUUGACACAGAUACAUUCUGCCCACCCCGGCCCAAGCCAUUGGCCAGGAAGGGCCAGGUAGAUUUGAAGAAGUCACGACUCCGCAUGUCCCUGCAGGAGAAACUUCUUUCUUACUACCGGAACCGGGCCGCCAUCCCUGCCGGUGAGCAGGCUCGGGCCAAGCAAGCUGCCGUGGACAUAUGUGCCGAGCUCCGGGGCUUCCUGCGGGCCAAGCUGCCGGACAUGCCACUUCGGGAUAUGUACCUGAGUGGCAGCCUGUAUGAUGACCUGCAGGUGGUGACAGCCGACCACAUCCAACUCAUUGUGCCCCUUGUGCUGGAGCAGAACCUGUGGUCAUGUAUCCCUGGCGAGGACACCAUCAUGAAUGUCCCUGGCUUCUUCCUGGUUCGUCGUGAGAACCCAGAGUAUUUUCCUCGUGGUAGUAGUUACUGGGACCGCUGUGUAGUAGGGGGCUACCUCUCCCCAAAGACAGUGGCAGACACGUUUGAGAAGGUAGUGGCUGGCUCCAUCAAUUGGCCGGCCAUAGGGUCCCUCUUGGACUAUGUGAUCCGACCGGCGCCACUCCCAGAGGCCCUGACUCUAGAAGUGCAGUAUGAGCGUGACAGACACCUCGUCAUUGACUUCCUGCCAUCAGUGACGCUCGGUGACACUGUCUUGGUGGCCAGACCACACCGGCUAGCCCAGUAUGACAACCUGUGGCGGCUGAGCCUGCGUCCUGCCGAGACGGCCCGCCUGCGGGCCUUGGACCAGGCCGACUCAGGCUGCCGUUCUCUUUGCCUCAAGAUCCUCAAGGCCAUAUGCAAGUCCACUCCGGCUCUGGGCCACCUCACUGCCAGCCAGCUCACCAACGUCAUCCUCCACUUGGCCCAGGAGGAGGCUGACUGGUCUUCAGAUAUGCUGGCUGACCGCUUCCUGCAGGCCUUGAGGGGACUCAUCCGGUACCUGGAGGCCGGAGUCCUGCCCAGUGCCCUCAACCCCAAGGUGAACUUAUUUGCAGAGCUCACCCCUGAGGAAAUCGACGAGUUAGGGUACACUCUCUAUUGCUCGUUGUCUGAGCCGGAGGUGCUGCUGCAGACGUAGGGCAGGUGAUGGCCAGAGUUGGGGUUGGGCGGUCAGGCCCUGGCUUCUGCGUUAGAAACACUUGGCUACGUAGUUGGUGCCUCGCUGGGUCGCUCGGUGCCUCCUAUCUUGCUGGUCACCGCCCUGGUCACUUCAUGCUGAUUAGAAUGACAUCUCUUAAUCUCCUAUUUUCUGAAACCCAACCCUUUCUAUUUUUGUUACCAAACACUGUGCUCCUUACUCCUCCCCUGCCCCUGCUCCAGGCUGACUUUUCUGGAAUGAAUUGAAAGGUGGAGCAGUAGCCUGAGCUGUCGAGACCACUUGGUGUUUUGCAGGCGGCCCAUGGUUCUGCUCAUGUCUGCCCUGCCUUGCCUUUUGGCCUGUUCCUCUCGGUGUCUUCUCUGUCUUUCCCUCUUGUUCACGCCUUCUGUUUUGCUCCUUUCUCUGGAGCACACCUGCCUAAUCAAGAUGUUGCCUUUUAGUUGAAAUGUCACUGAAGUUGUGAUUGCCUGUGUCCAGGCUGAACUCGGCACAGAGCACUCAGACAGUAUUUAGGGUUUCUGGGGCGAAAGUGGAAGAGCUGGCCUUUGCCCCAGGUUCCUGGAAAAGAAGCCCAUCCCCCCAUCACCUGACCAAGUGCUCAGAAGGCCUUCCAUGGGAACACUGGUAUUGACCCACACAGGACUGAGGGCUCACGCUGAACUGGGUGCAACGUGAUGGAGAGAUUGUGUUUCUUAGCGGCCAUCAGUGAGAGUGCCGAGUGCCGGGUGGGGGAAGCGGACGUGGCCAUGGGGACCUGGGAGAGUGUCAGUGUGCCUGAGCUCUACGCCCCAUCCGUGGCUGGUCCAGGCCAACGCCACGGGGUGCAGGAGUCACGAGGGAGGGAAGGGCCUGCAAGGGCAGCACCUCUGCACAAGCGUUCUCGUUCACCCGCUUCCUUGCCUGACUGCCAGUUAAGACGAGGCCUUCAAGGACACACCCUUGCGGUCCAGGUUAAAGGGAGGCUGACAGGCGGCUGAAUGUGGCCUGGAAAAUCCAGUCACCAGUUGUGGCUCAGUGACCAUGUUUCUCCCCUGUCAGGCCCUGUCUUUCUAGAAUGUGCCCUUAGAGCAAGAACAGGCCCAGCAGUCUGCCAUAGGAGUGGGAGAGGGCUGUUGGCUGAACUCUCUGGGCACCUCCAGAGGUCAAGGGCAAGCAAACAUGUGCAGGACCCUCCCCCCACCCCAUCACCCAGCAGCUGGGGAGACCGGUGCUACCCAGGAAGCAAGCACGUGGAGAAAACAUGAGAGGGCGGUGGGGACUUCCUCCGUUCCUUCUUGUUUCCUGCUGCUAAAAUUGCACUAUUUAUUGCAAUGUAAAAAGUAUCCUGAAGGUGGGGAGGAGUGUUUAAUACACAAUGCCAGUGCAUCUUCUCGUUUUGUGGUGGUUUUUUUUUGUUUGUGGCAAGAGCCUGAUGAUAAUUCUGUUUCCGAUCUGCCCAUCCAGUAUUUUAUUCUCCUCCCAUCAAGUCUUAUUUUUUCUAUUCUUACUACCUCUCCAUCAGUGAGAUUCUGGUGAAGCUCUGCAGCUAUCUCAUUCCUUCCCAAUGACAGCGACAUGAAAUAACUCUUUAAAUAGCACUGAAACCUCAGCUACUGUCUAGGAAUUUAGGGUAGAGAUGCCUGUCCCCUUUUGUCAUGGCUUAGGAAGCUGAGAACUAGGGUCAACCUUGGCUAUAUUAGGAGAGUCUUCCUGCCUCUUCUGUGUAUGCAAGGAUUUCUUAAAGUGCUUCAGUUGUUUCACUUGUAGGAAGGUAUUGAGAGAAUGAAAAAUACAAAGCCCAGAACCCUGAGAAAGAUUCUCCACCCUGGCUGUUCAUCAGAAUCAAACUAGAAUUUUAAAAAAAUCUAUAUGACUGAGUGCUGCCCUGGGUGAGUGGUGUAGAGGGUACGGACGGGGUGGAGCCUGGCAUGACAUCAGUAGAGGGGAGGGACGGGCAGGCUGAGAAGGUGUUGGAAAAGCAUGGGUUAUUCUUCACUGACAGGAAGGGUUGGUUUUCCUAGUGUAUUAUAAAACCUACAAUUUUCCCAAGCUGGUGUCUCCAACCAAAUUCCAUAUAAAACAUUGGAGACCUCAAAAAGGAAAAGACUUUUUAAAGAGCAAGUCCCAAAUUCUCAAAGCUAAGUGUAAUCGUGAUUUGAGUUUAUCUCCUCUUAAAGAACAUCUUUCUAAGGGCAUCUCUGUCUCUUAACUAUGUCUCACAAAACCAAAAACCAUAACUUUGCCAUGUCACAAGCAAGAACCUUUUAGAAGUCUGCAGAACUAGAAGCAGUGGGAAUUCCUGGCCCUGGUCCUGGUGGUUUUGCUGACCGACGGGGCAGGCCUGAUUGGAAAAUACGGAAAACAGUCAAGUGCUUUGAGAUUCUUGGAUGGAAGAGGGCAACAUUCUGCCCACCUCCACCCCCCGCCCUGCCCCCGUCUUUGGGGAAAGAUGUCGUGCCUUUCCCCGCCAUUCUGCCUUUCUACUCAGUAACUCGCACCUUUCUGGAAGUAAUAGCAUCUGGUCCUACUUUUCCAUCUGGACAUUUUUUUUUGCACCAUCUAGGUUAGCAAACCACUUAGCUAAUGCUUAAAAAAUACACUCAUCAUCUUGAAAAACUAAUCAGUUCCAAAGUGUAUUUUGGUUCUCCCUGUUGCCUCUUCCUAAAAAUUGAGUUCAGGACAACAGUAUUUUUGUAUACUUGGUUGUGACUUUUCUUUUUUCUUCCCCCAAAUAAAAUAAUUGAAGCUCA